Molecule: messenger RNA, 682 nt
Organism: Gamsiella multidivaricata
Lineage: Eukaryota; Fungi; Mortierellomycota; Mortierellomycetes; Mortierellales; Mortierellaceae
Exons: 2
Coding region: 81-590 (169 amino acids)
Source: RefSeq, a predicted model, not a curated record
CCACGAACAUCGUGAACACCGCAGCCACUGCCAACCGCAGGAACCACAGCCAAAGAGAGCCAGCCACCAGCAUCCAGACCAUGCCGAUCGCACAUCAGUUCAGGGCGUUCGCGAGCAGCUCCAACCUGCUCCUCGUCACCAACAUCGUCACCGUCUCUUCCAUGGGCAUCUUUGCCGGUUCAGCCCUCAACUACAAUACUAUCAUCAUGCCCUCACUCCGCAGGUUUGCCUCGGCCUCGUCGCUCUCCGUCUGGGCUGAAAUGUAUCUUCUCGCCAGACCUAUCCAUAUCACAAACAUCGUGAUCAGUGCGAUCGGAGGUUCGACAUUGUACUACCACACCAGGAAUCCUUAUUAUCUCGCCGGAGCUGCCAUGAUGGCUCUCAUUGCACCUUACACGACAACGCUACUUUACCCGAUCAACAACAAGCUGCUGGAUGUCCGCAAACACGGUCGGGAUGACCUUGAGGUCGAGGAGAUGCUAAUCCAAUGGGACGCCAUUCAUUUCGGCAGGACGUUGCUGAGCUAUGGAGCCAUGGUUGUUACACUCUACGCAGCAUUGCGUGGGCCCCGGACUCGAAUUGUCUUGUAGAAAUAAAUGCCCUCGAAGAGGUGUACGGAAAAAUAAAGAUGAGGUUUGGCAGAUUCGGAAAGGAGAUAUCGAUGGACCGUGAGAAACGAUUA